This is a messenger RNA of Menidia menidia (Atlantic silverside), 3014 nucleotides long. The record is from the annotation of a GenBank genome assembly. Lineage: Eukaryota; Metazoa; Chordata; Actinopteri; Atheriniformes; Atherinopsidae.
UGUUUUUUUUUUUUUUUCCUCCUUCGAAGUUGAAAGGCAGGAGCAGAGCGGUGGAGGGGGCCCAGCUUGCCUUCCUACUCGCCGUUGAUGCAACGCAUUUCGGCUCUUUUCGGCCACAUUUGUUUUUUUGUUUGUUUCUCGCUCGGUGUGAUAUCCUCACUCCAGACAUCUCCUUCGCGAUGGCGGGGGCUAUUAUUGAAAACAUGAGCACCAAAAAGUUGGUGAUAGUGGGAGUUAUUCUGCUUUUGUUCCAGGCGUUUUCCUUCAUGGUCGGCGGUUUAAUUGCUCCCAGCCCCACCACCGCAGUCCACUACCUGGCCACAAAGUGUGUGGACACCAUCAAGCACAGACAGGAAUCAAAAUGGUUCAUGCCAUGGGGUCCCAACCAGUGUGACAAGAUCCGCUCCUUCGACGAUGCCAUGGCCAAGAGGAUCGAGGCUAACAACAUUGUGUUUGCUGUCCACAUCCCUCUGCCCAACAAGGAGAUGAGCUCAUGGUUCCAGUUCAUGCUGGUCAUCCUGCAAUUUGACAUCGCUUUUAAGAUGUUCAAUCAGAUCGAGGAUGGAGCAAUGGUCACUAUUGACGUCGGCCUGGCCUACAGAGACGACACAGUCAGCGAGUGGACGGAGAUGGCUCAUUCCUUCGAACAGAGAAAACUCAGCUGUAACUUUACAACAGCUAAGACCCUCGAGAAUGAGGGCCGCUACUACGAGUGCGAUUUGCUGCCAUUCAUGGAGGUGGGGAGUGUGGCCCAUAAGUACUAUCUUCUUAACAUCCGGCUGCCGGUCAACGAGCGCAAGAAGAUCAACGUGGGGAUCGGGGAAAUCAAAGACAUCCGCCUCGUCAGCAUCCAUCAGAACGGAGGCUUCACCAAGGUUUGGUUUGCCAUGAAGACCUUCCUUACACCCAGCAUCCUCAUCAUCAUGAUCUGGUACUGGAGGCGCAUCACCAUGCUGACCAGACCUCCUGUCCUCCUGGAGAAGGUAAUCUUUGCUCUGGGAAUCUCUAUGACAUUCAUCAACAUCCCAGUGGAGUGGUUCUCCAUUGGCUUUAACUGGACCUGGAUGUUGCUUUUUGGAGACAUCAGACAGGGCAUCUUCUACUCCAUGCUGCUCUCCUUCUGGAUCAUCUUCUGCGGGGAACAUCUCAUGGACCAAACGGAGAGGAACCGUUUUUCGGUCUAUUGGAAGCAGGUUGGACCCAUCGUCUUUGGCUCUUUCUGCCUCUUCAUCUUUGAUAUGUGUGAGAGAGGGGUCCAGCUAAAAAAUCCAUUCUACAGCAUCUGGGCUUCUGAUGUAGGAACUGAAUUGGCUAUGGCAUUCAUAAUUGUGGCAGGGAUCUGCGCCUGCCUCUAUUUCCUCUUCCUCUGCUUCAUGGUUUUCCAAGUCUUCCGCAACAUCAGUGGUAAGAGGACGUCUCUGCCCGCCAUGUCCAAGGCCAGACGGCUGCACUAUGAGGGUCUCAUUUUCAGGUUUAAAUUCCUCAUGCUGGUUACUCUGGCCUGUGCAGCCCUCACUGUCAUCUUCUUCAUCAUCAGCCAGGUAAAUGAGGGUCAUUGGCACUGGGGAGAGCACACAGUGCAGGUGAACAGCGCCUUCUUUACAGGCAUCUACGGCAUGUGGAAUCUGUACGUCUUCGCCAUCAUGUUCCUCUACGCACCUUCCCACAAACGUUACGGAGACGAGCAGUCAAGUGGUCAGUGCAUCACUGGAGAUGCCGGAGCAAAUAGUGGAGAGGACAUCCAGCUGACCACCACAAUCACCCAUGUUGAUGGUCCUACAGAGAUCUACAAAAUGACUGGCAAAGAGGCCCAAGAAUAGAUUUCACACUGUAUCUGCAGCCUACUACUCCAGCGAUCUACAUGACUAAAAAAAAUUCUCUGUUAGUAUCCACGGCCCCAAAACGGCAUGUAUGAUCCAGCUUGCAUGCAACCACCCCUCAGAUGUUGCGCUCUUUACAGCACCGAACCUUAAGCUUGUUUACUUGUUUCCAAACUCCCUAUCAUAUCUGUAAAAGCAGAAUAUCAACACUCCAAUCAGUCUUUUUCAUUUCGUGGUGGAAUUUUGACACAUUUCAGACUUUAUGUAAACAGUGCUGCGUUUGUUGCACAAUCCUUUUUACUCCAAGUCAGGUACUGAAAAGCUGCUAUAUGUGGAAAUUUCAGUUAAAGGAGAACCCUCCUUUUGGUGGUAAGACGUAGCAUUGCAGUAGCUGGCACAUCUCCCGUUUUUAAAGUCAAAGCAUGGAGAUGAACAGCGGAUGAUUUAGCCUCGUGGUUUGAUUGCAGUGCUUACGUUGUGGUUUUCCUCGCUUCACAGAUGUCAGAAAAACAAAAAAGUAAAUGGUGUGAAGUACUGCUGUCAAUCUUAGUCUUUCGUGUCUUCCUUUUAUUGUUUCACUGUGGGGAAAAUGUACAGACCACAUAGUCACUUUGGGAACUCCGUAGUGUAUGGUCAUCAUGUUACAAUGUAGAUAUCUAUUUUUUAUAAGUGCUCAUUUUCAGCUUAAUAAAAUGUAUGCAUCAACUAGCCAUAUUUCUGAAUUUGCAGAAAUAUUACACUUUUUUUUUUUUGCUUUGUAUCCUAAUUUAAUAAAAAAAAACGAUAUAACUGUUUAUUGCUAUCCAUUUUUUUUUCUGGUUUGAAAGUCUUGUUUUAGAUGCCAGUUUUUAGUUUUUUAAUUCAAAUAAAGGAACAAACUUGGAUCAGAUAAUUUUUUAUAUGAUUGUGUUUUUGGCGGAGUUUCUUUCACAUUGUACAAACUUUUCAGCGGCAUCAAGGCUUUUUUCUUAUAAGAUUUUGAGUCCCGAAUGUGAGCUGGAAUCCCAGCAGGGAGAGUGCGCCUCUACCAGGCUCCAGGCGGAACAAACCUGCCUUUACUUUUCCACAUCUGUCAAGUUAGUCAGAACGACGCCUAAAUGGGAAGUUGUUUUCUCUGGUUGAUUUUUGAAUAAAAGAUUUGCGACAUGUACCAUUUUGUCCAUUUCAAUAAUCUCUCUCUCUCUCUCUCUCUCU